CAUUUGAGCCUUUUCUAUCAUCAAGCUAGGAUCCCUUGAGUAUUUGGAGAGGUAUUCAGGAGAUCAUGGAUGAAGAAAUGGAAGAAGAUGUCAUAGUCAAGGCUGUGGACUGCUCGAACCAAUCAGAGUCGUGUGUAGGGCGAGCUGCUGCCAUGGUGGCUUUUUCUUGCGGGCGUGAGCUCCGCUCGCCGCCGGUCUUGGACGCCGUGGCUAGGCUCCUACCACCCCUCCCUCCACCCGGGACUCCACGCCGCCACCACCACACGACAGUACGCAUACACUCUUCUUCCUCCCCUCGCUCUCGAUGGCUGGCAUCCGCUCCCUCAGCGCCUCCGCCCAUGCCCGGCUCCCGCACUUGUCGGCUCCCCGAUGGAGAUGAAUGAAGAAAGGAAGAUCUGCAAGAAUAAAGUCGAGGCGGAGGCUUGGUUUACUGGUCUUAGUGCCUUGAUAUGUCGAGGACAGCAUGGAUCCCAGGUCCAACAUAUAGAUGGAAUCCGGAUCGCUGGACUUCCUUUUGAUCUAUAUACGGCAUUCAAUAAUUAGAACCAGAAUGAAAGCUUUAUCCAUGUUGGAGCAUUUGGUUGAGCCUGACCAUCGUCGAGUUGUGGAAUUAAACUUCCGCAUUUGUUUGGUUUAUGAACUAGUUUCCAAGAUCAGAGAUGCAAUUUCAUACUGUGCAAAAGCAAUUUCGCUAUGCAAGUCACGCAUACAGAACCUGAAAAGUUCCAAGGAUGCUUUGUUGGCUGGUAUAGAUGGUGGUGAUGCAUCUGCUGCUGAAGGAGGCUCAGAAAAUUCUACCGUUGAAAAAGAGCUAGAACAGCUUACUAGCAUAUUGCCUGAUCUUGAGAAGAAGCUUGAGGACCUGUCUGAAGCAAACCCAAGCGCUGACAUGGAUGAGAUGGUGAAGGCAAUUGCGUCCAUGGUAAUUGAAGUGAUGCCAAAAGCUGCAUCUUUUACUUCUUCCCAGAUAGCAACCUCAAGCAAUGGAUUCGACUCCUCGGUUAUGUCUACGGCAGCGACAACUGGAAGCUCUGGAAGCACUGUGACUGACCUUGGGGUUGUAGGCAGAGGCGUCAAACGAGCUAGCAUCAAGCCGAUCUCUGUCGAACCUGCUGCUAAGAAACCUGCACUUGAUUCACCAUCUCUCCAAGGUGACAACAACAUCAACUCUGAGGUUGUCCCUGCAACACAGACUGAUGAAUCCAGCUAAAGCUCUACAUUUGAAAUGAACGCUUUCUGACGGGGGCACGGCGAUAACACGCCUUCUAUUCUAGUAUGCUUAGAUAGAUUCAAUGUUAGCGUAAACAACUGAUGAUAAGUUUUUCAGUUAGUAUUUUAAUUUGGAUUUAGAGUACACUUAUGUAUGAUUUAUUUGACAAUGCUUAUUUAUGAGACAUUGAAUUGUACUUAUCUAUAUUACAUUAAAUAUGAUGUUAUUAAAUA
Messenger RNA from Zea mays, 1443 nucleotides. RefSeq names its product Tetratricopeptide repeat (TPR)-like superfamily protein. Lineage: Eukaryota; Viridiplantae; Streptophyta; Magnoliopsida; Poales; Poaceae. The transcript is spliced from 6 exons. Gene Ontology annotation, molecular function: histone binding. The coding region runs from base 488 to 1210 and encodes 240 amino acids. Gene Ontology annotation, cellular component: nucleoplasm. Gene Ontology annotation, biological process: CENP-A containing chromatin assembly; DNA replication-dependent chromatin assembly. The record is from RefSeq and is a predicted model, not a curated record.